Messenger RNA from Folsomia candida, 1099 nucleotides. RefSeq lists its product as uncharacterized. Bases 387 to 932 code for a protein of 181 amino acids. NCBI's taxonomy places the organism in Eukaryota, Metazoa, Arthropoda, Collembola, Entomobryomorpha, Isotomidae. The record is from RefSeq and is a predicted model, not a curated record. The transcript has 4 exons.
GAAGGUAAUAAAAAGUCGGCCUGAUUUGGGAGAAUCAGGUAAAUCUGUGCAUAUUGGUAUGCACGUAUGGUAUCACUAUGUAUCACGGAAUAACCCGGGUAUCAGAUUAACUAUGCAUGUAUUUAGGAAAUAACCGGUUUACAACUGUUUACACACUCAUCUCUUUAUGUACACAAAUUUCCGUGUUGCUCAACGUAUCCGGUCCCGAGGUAAGAUUAGGUUCAGUUUAACAAAGUUGAAUUUCUUAUCAGGCCUGGCUUUAUGUAUAACUACGUAUAUACAUAUCUGAUAUGGAUAGAUGAUCCAGAGCACACCAUUUCAAUCUCCAUCAAUAUGCACCUUUUUACCCUUUCUACUUACAUUCUUAGCAUCGUUUCCAACUUUGCAUGCCUUUAUUUAUUUCCACCAGUUGCACCUUAAUUUUAGAACGAGUAAGUGAACGGAAAAUGUGUGUCUAUAGCAACUGGAGGUGCCAAGCUAUGGUGAUAGCAAUUUUACAAAUUGUUGGAAGCUGUGUCGUAUUAAUUGCUUUGCUGGCCGGGGUGGUGGACGACGUGCCAGAUUUUAACAUGGGAGAAAGAGGCGAAAUUGUGCCCGCUAUUAUUACCAAGACGUCCUGCUUGAUCAGCGUGGUUCUUGGAGUUACCUUAUUUCUUGGAGUGAUUCAGGAAAAUGAGAAAAAGGGCAGAAUUUGGCUAGUUUCGCACUGUAUAUUUCUCUUGCUUGAAAUUAUUUCUGCCGUCGCGGAUUUCUCGUUAGGAAGACGAAAUCCGUCCUCAGUUUUUCCCGUGGUAUGCUCUGUUGGAAUAGUUUGCUACUUUCUCUUCGUGGUGAACGCAUAUUUGGAGGAGUUACUGGCAGACGGGGAAAAAGUUGGAGUAGUAGAAAAGAAGCAGGAUCCCGAGCGAGAUGCGGAUGCUGAAGAAGUGUAGGAAUUAAUGUAAAUUUCCAUGAUUUAUUUUUGCGACGAAUGUGUAUAUAAAUUUGAUCGGAUAGAAUUAUUGUGCAAUGUACAUUUACAUAUUCUGAUGGGUGGGCUAUUUAAAUGUGACAACCUUUGUAAGUAGGUCAAAAGAGUAAAUAAAAAUAUAUUUAGUAA